Molecule: messenger RNA, 2012 nt
Organism: Ceraceosorus guamensis
Lineage: Eukaryota; Fungi; Basidiomycota; Exobasidiomycetes; Ceraceosorales; Ceraceosoraceae
Product: WD40 repeat-like protein
Exons: 5
Coding region: 237-1928 (563 amino acids)
Molecular function (GO): protein binding
Source: RefSeq, a predicted model, not a curated record
CGCUUGAUCGAUUUGCCGACGUGAUCUGCGGUUGAGCAAGCUGGUCAUCGCAGGCGUGGUCACAGCUAUAGCAUCUGCUGGGUGUGAGAGGCUAACUUCACGCUCGCGUCUCAUCAGUCGCCAGGUGAAGUGGACCCAUCAGUAAUGCUUGUUAUCUAGCAGCAAGCCUCGAGUGGAUCACAUCACCACGUGCGACUUUCGUGAUCGCUCAGCAAGCGGAUCACUCGCCUUCCACCAUGACGCCAUCAUCACGGGCCGAUGCCGAAGAGUCUCGACUCUUACACGCCGUGGUGCAUCGAUGGCUCAAAGAUGCGGGCUAUCAAUCCACUUUGAAAGCUUUUGCUGAAGAGUCCAAGCAGCUGUCCGGCUGGCUUGCGCCUGACGAUGGCAAUCAUAGGACGGAGCUGGGUGGAGAAAUCAAUAGCAUUGAUGCAGCACGCUCAUCAGAAGAGUUGGCAGAAGCACCGGAUUUGCGCUCCUUGAUUCAGUCCUUCAUAUCUUUGCAAAGGAUCGGAGGUGAGACAUCUAGCAAGUCCGAGGGAGCGCAUGCGACAUCUCUACACGGUAAUGCAAUCACAAGUCCUUUGCAGCUCUCCUUGCCCGGCUCUACUCGCUUGCGCUACGAAGUGAGCAAGACGCACAGCACGUUACACGCCUCCAACAUCCUCUCCAUCCAGCAAGUCAUUCUGUCCACCCGCUCUUUCUCAACAACUCAAGAGAGAUACGUUACAAGCCGCCGUCAGGUCCUGUGCACCACCGCUGCUGACCGCAGAAUCGUGCUGAGCGACGCUGCGGACGGAGCGAUGUUGGAAUGCUUCGAACCUGUGAAGAGCAACAGCGAGAUUGGUCACACUUCGGCCGUACUCUGUACAGCCCAAAAUCCUAGGGACGAGCGGGAACUGGUGAGCGCCGGCAUGGAUGGCAGAGUGAUCAUCUGGGACUUGCUCUCAAGACAAUCUGUACAGGCGCUUCGACAUCACACGAAGUUUGUAGUACGAGUUGCUCAUUCCCUUUGCGGAAGGUAUCUCGCCAGCGCAUCUUACGAUCGUACAAUACGUAUCUACAAGCGAGAUUUUACGAUCCCUCAACGACAGGAAGUUGCGAGAGUGUUAGACGAAGACGACUCGGAGCUGGUACCCUUCAAUCCCGAUUACCAGCUCGUGCACACGAUCGAGACGCGCACCAAUCCCGAAGCUUUGCUGUUCGUGAGCGCGUCUCUGUCUCCGACGAUCUCGCCCUCCUCGAGUGCUGCCGAGAACGAGUCCGUGGCGCAGACAAAGACUGAGGCGAAGCGAGGCUGGCUAGCUUAUACUGCGAGGGAGGAUUGCUGCUUGUAUUUUUGUGCGCUUCCCAUUGGGGGAAAUGUCAGCUCGCAAAGCGAGCAGCGGGCGGCCACUCCGGACUUCGAGGUCGUGCGGUUUAACACCAAUGCAAAUCAGCAUGACUUUCACGUCAGCUACUCGCUCCUCGCACUCUCUUUGCAUCCUCUAGGCACGCACAUUUCGAUCCAAACGAGCGCUGCGCAAUCCGAGACGAUUUCGCGCAUCUUGCUGCUCCCCUUGCUGAGCUCAGAGCGCACAUCCACGCUCUACACCUCUGCUCCUUCUUCACCCCUAUCUCCCUGCGCUCGUCACGCAUGGCUCAAAAGCGGAGCUGGAGUCUGGAUAGCUUCGGAAGAUGGGAUUUUGAGAUUGGUAGACUUGCCAUUGGGCAGGGUCAGGUGCGCUUUGCCUGCUCAUGGGGCCGUCAUGGACGUUGCUGAGAGGGCUAGAUCAGGAGCCGGCGUGGUCAGAGAAGAGCUCAGCGCAGCCAGCUGGUCAAGGGGAGGCAACACGGUCAUCAAGGACCUAGUCGUUAUUGACGAUGAGGGCACGGUGGCUAGCGUCGGCUUCGAUCGCACGGUGCGGAUAUGCACCUUGCAAGCGUGAGUAUACACGAUUGUUGUUCGGGCAGCGAUGCAUCUUGCGAAUUGUAGUGUUACAAGUACAAUGCAUAGACCGUUUCAGGAUGAU